UGCUACGAGAUCAAGAGAAAGAUUUAAACGGAUUUCAAAGGAGGAUCAAAUUAAGGGGGAGUCGGACUUCAUCCACAAAUGUGAGAAGUUAUUGCUAGUAGUAGAUGUGAAGAUCACACUUGCUUUGAAGUUAGAAGUUGAUGAGCCUCUUCAUGAAAAAUAUGAUGAUGAUCUCGAGAGGAUCAAACUCUUGUGA
Messenger RNA from Funneliformis caledonium, 196 nucleotides. Lineage: Eukaryota; Fungi; Glomeromycota; Glomeromycetes; Glomerales; Glomeraceae. The record is from the annotation of a GenBank genome assembly.